AUGUCUCCAAACAUGACUUGUCAAGCUCUCCAGUCUUUUUCUCCAAGACUAACUGUGGCCAAAAGAAAGGAGGCUCUUGAGCUCAGAAAGACUAUGAAACCUUUAAUGGAAAAAAGAAGGCGCGCACGUAUCAACGACAGCCUGAACCACUUGAAAAGCCUCAUUCUUCCCCUCACAGGCAGAGAUAAGAGUCGCUACUCCAAGCUUGAGAAAGCCGACAUCCUGGAAAUGACCGUGAGGUUCCUCAGCGACAUUCCCCCCGUUAACACCAAAAAUUCCACAGAAAGUUACAAGGAAGGCUACAAAGCCUGCCUCCAGCGCAUCUCCGCUCUGCUUCCCAAAACGAGUUUGGACCAAGACGCGUGCCAGCGGGUGAAUGACUUCGUUCAGCGGUCCAUGACCGCGACGGUCGCCCCUGCCUGCCUGAACUGCUGUGCUCAGAGCUCCAGGACCUUCCCUCAGAUUCAGCAGAGACUCCUGAGCCUCAAGUCCAGCUUCAGUUCCAGAUUUGAGAGCGAGUCCCGCAGCAACAGCAGCUCAGUUGCUCCCAGCAGAGCGCAUCCAAGCCCGCAGGCUGUCAGCGCUACCAUGUGGAGACCUUGGUAG
Scomber scombrus (Atlantic mackerel) is the source of this 606-nucleotide messenger RNA. Its product is annotated as transcription factor HES-2-like. Gene Ontology annotation, molecular function: protein dimerization activity; RNA polymerase II cis-regulatory region sequence-specific DNA binding; DNA-binding transcription factor activity, RNA polymerase II-specific. Gene Ontology annotation, biological process: regulation of transcription by RNA polymerase II; regulation of neurogenesis; anterior/posterior pattern specification. The transcript is spliced from 4 exons. The coding region runs from base 1 to 606 and encodes 201 amino acids. The record is from RefSeq and is a predicted model, not a curated record. NCBI's taxonomy places the organism in Eukaryota, Metazoa, Chordata, Actinopteri, Scombriformes, Scombridae. Gene Ontology annotation, cellular component: nucleus.